Molecule: messenger RNA, 1353 nt
Organism: Galdieria sulphuraria
Lineage: Eukaryota; Rhodophyta; Bangiophyceae; Galdieriales; Galdieriaceae
Product: replication factor C subunit 3/5
Exons: 3
Coding region: 22-1227 (401 amino acids)
Biological process (GO): DNA repair; DNA-templated DNA replication
Cellular component (GO): nucleus; DNA replication factor C complex
Molecular function (GO): DNA binding; DNA clamp loader activity
Source: RefSeq, a predicted model, not a curated record
UUUUACAAGUCUUCGGUUUCUAUGAAGAGUAGUCAGUAUGUCCAUUUCUUCUUUUCAAAUGAGCCAUUAUUCUUUUUGGAGGAUUUAAUGACAAGACAAGGUGGUUUAUUAUGGGUUGACAAAUAUCGACCAAAGACACUUGAAACUUUAGAUAUUCAUCCCGAAUGGACUGAAAAACUUGCUAGUUUAUGUGAACAAGGAACUUUACCUCAUUUGUUAUUUUAUGGGCCUUCAGGUGUUGGAAAACGAACUAGAAUAUAUGCUCUAUUGAGACAAGUAUUUGGAAUUGCUAUUGAAAAACGUCAAGUGGAACAUCGUUUUUUGAAAGUGGGAGAACCACCCAAGGAAGUGGAACUAACUACCAUCACUUCAGCACAUCAUAUCGAACUUUGUCCAGCAGAUGUUGGAUAUAACGAUCGUUUGGUAAUACAAGAGAUUGUAAAAGAAAUAGCAUCCUCUAAACCUAUAGAGUUGGGUAAUGUGCAUCGUGGAUACAAAGUGGUUGUAUUGCAUGAUAUAGAUGAGGUAUCCAAACAAGCUCAACAAGCUUUAAGAAGAACUAUGGAAAAAUAUACAAGCUGUUGUAGAAUCAUAAUGAGUGCAGAAUCAGUAACGAGAGUUAUGGAACCUAUUCGUAGUCGAUGUUUAGGUAUUCGCAUUCCUUGUCCUAAAAAGGAAGAAAUAGAACAAGUGUUACAAAAGAUAGCCAAAAAGGAAGGACUUGUAUUACCUGAUUGUUAUGCAAACCAAUUGGUGACUCAAUCAAAAGGUAAUUUGCGCAAAGCUAUUUUAUUAUUACAAGUAGGUAGAGCCAUAGCCUAUCCCUUUUCACAACAACAACAAAAGAAGAAUGAAGAAGAAGAAGAAAGUUGGAUAUCCUCUCAAGAAACAGGUUGGGAUUGGGAACGAUUAUGUUAUGAUAUUGCCAAUAUUGUGAUAAGAGAACAAAAUCCUAAACAAUUAUGUAAUAUUAGAAACAAACUUUAUGAAUUAUUUUGUCAUGCUAUACCAGGUGAUAUGAUAUUUAGAAAAAUAACUUUACAUUUGUUAAGAAUGAUGGAUGAGGAAGUUGCACCGCAAGUUUGUCAUUGGGCUGCUCAUUAUGAAUAUGGAAUGAAACGAGGAUCCAAAGAAAUAUUUCAUUUAGAAGCCUUUUUAGCCAAAGUGAUGUAUAUCUAUUAUUCUCAUAUUCAUACUCAAUAUUCUAUGGCAUGGAUGGAUGAUUAAAACAAAGUAUUCAAAUUAUCUUGAAUAGUGGACUGCAAAUGUGCACUCAACUCAUUAAGUUUUGUUUGUAUGACUCGAAAAGUACAUCUCAAUACAUCUUGUGAAGAUAAAGCACCAGUCGUUUCU